AUGCUUACUAAAGUGGAGCUGAAAGAAGCUGUAUUUUCUCUUAGUAAUGUAUCGGCUGCAGGUCCAGAUGGAAUUAAUGGCAAGUUCUUCCAUACUUGCUGGGAUAUCAUUAGUGAAGACUUAUUAAACUUGGUGAAAUUCAUUUUCAAUGGUCAUUCUCUUUCCAAGUUCAUCUCACAUGCAUGUUUGGUUCUACUUCCAAAAGUAGACCAUCCUAAUAAGCUUUCAGAUGUCAGGCCCAUAUCCCUUAGUAAUUUUACUAAUAAAGUCAUUUCUAAGGUUCUAUGCCUUAGAUUAACUCCCAUUCUUCCUCAGCUAAUCUCUGAAAAUCAAUCAGGAUUUUUCCAGGGAAGAACCAUCUCUGAAAAUGUCAUGUUGGCACAAGAAAUCAUUCACAGCAUCAAAAGACCUAAGAUUGGUGAUAAUGUUGUUAUCAAACUAGACAUGGCCAAAGCCUAUAACAGAGUGUCUUGGUCAUUCAUAUGCUUUGUUAUGAGAAGGAUGGGAUUUGGAGAAAUAUUUAUAGAUAUGGUUUGGAAGUUAAUGGCCAAUAAUUGGUAUUCAGUUAUUGUGAAUGGUGGCAGGCAUGAUUUUUUCCAUUCUACAAGAGGCCUCAAACAAGGAGAUCCAUUAUCCCAUGCCCUCUUUGUAAUAGGUGUUGAUGUCUUUCAAGAAUGCUCAAUAAUCUACAUCAACAUUACUUGUACAAUGGUUUUUACAUGGAGAAGAGGGGCCCCUUGA
Molecule: messenger RNA, 741 nt
Organism: Solanum dulcamara
Lineage: Eukaryota; Viridiplantae; Streptophyta; Magnoliopsida; Solanales; Solanaceae
Exons: 1
Coding region: 1-741 (246 amino acids)
Source: RefSeq, a predicted model, not a curated record